Messenger RNA from Aspergillus tanneri, 648 nucleotides. RefSeq lists its product as uncharacterized. Lineage: Eukaryota; Fungi; Ascomycota; Eurotiomycetes; Eurotiales; Aspergillaceae. The transcript has 2 exons. The coding region runs from base 1 to 648 and encodes 215 amino acids. The record is from RefSeq and is a predicted model, not a curated record.
AUGUCCUACCCGUUCGAUACCGAGGGUAUUGAUAGCCCUGCGUUGCAGACAGGGGCUUCUCUGUCCCUGCCUCCUGGGACACGCCGCUGGCUAUACUUUGGCAAGGACUUCCAGCCCUUCCCCGGGGGUAUUCAUUAUAGGGUGCACGAGAGGCAGAGAACCCAUGAGAUGCUUGUGGACCCCAACGUGGGUGACUACGUGAACGCCAUUGUGAUUGUGGCCUUUCCAUCUCCCUAUGGUUCAUGUGGUGGCCAUGUCUUUCCCUGUAGCUCCCAUACAUUGACCCUGAUGAGUUUCCACUCAGGUGCUCUUGUUCUGUCUCGUAAGGAGGCCGUCCAAGAGGCGACAUGCUCUUCCACAAACCGGGCCUGGGAGAUGCCUCGUUCACUAAUCAAGCUACUUCCAAUAUCGUUUGACGCGAUUCGGUCUGGUCCAUACUUGACGGAAAUGGAAGAGAAGGGAAAAGGAGAAUUCCCAGUUUUCCGGUCGCACCUGCGUGGCCGCAUGGAAAACCCAUUUGAUUCUCGAGAAAAUCGUCUCCGCAGCCUGUUCGAGAAGCCCCCAGAGGAGUCACUUUGCCUGUGGACUGACGACUCCUCUCUUGACGAGGAUACACCUGCGGCUGCUGUCAGUGGUCAUGGAGUCUGA